This is a messenger RNA of Engraulis encrasicolus (European anchovy), 1561 nucleotides long. It is a transcript of the gene mterf3, whose product is annotated as mitochondrial transcription termination factor 3. The record is from RefSeq and is a predicted model, not a curated record. The transcript is spliced from 8 exons. Gene Ontology annotation, molecular function: double-stranded DNA binding. NCBI's taxonomy places the organism in Eukaryota, Metazoa, Chordata, Actinopteri, Clupeiformes, Engraulidae. Gene Ontology annotation, cellular component: mitochondrion. Bases 167 to 1438 code for a protein of 423 amino acids. Gene Ontology annotation, biological process: mitochondrial transcription; mitochondrial ribosome assembly; regulation of DNA-templated transcription.
ACGUCCCGGACUUCCGCAACACCGGCGGGAGAGGACAUGUGAGAGACGAAUGUGUAUUUUUCAGAGUUCAGUAUUUUGGUGUGUGGAGUGGACAUAGUGCUGAAGACUUGGUCGCUGAUAACGGAAUUAUACAUAGAUAAGCAGCGACUUCAACUUUCUUCCCAUCAUGUACUGUUGUCAACGAUGCAUCCGCAUGCUGCUUGGCAAUGUCUCAGUCCACCCUCCAAGAAACGGUGUUACCCUCCCUCAACAGCAUCUCAGUAUUCACACAACCACAAGAAAAAACGUUCUAUCUUCACACUUCAUCUUACAUGGUGGACGGAUACAACCUCGCAUACCGUUGGUAAGGUCCAGAGUAGGCACCCUCCAAGGACUUUGUGAUUCUGCAGCAGUCAAAAUUAGUCAUCAGAUCAAACCAAGUGACAAUGACGAUACCCUGGCAAGAAAUAUAGUACCUUAUGAGCAAGCACAGACAACAAGCAGAAAACCACAUUUGACAGAAAUACCAGCUCUGUUGGAGCUGGAGGGUGAACCACGCCUCUCGCCCCUUGAAGAGAUCAGCAAUGAAGAAGCAGUUCAGAUCAUCGUACCCCACGCCUUGCCCCCUUCAUCUAAUUCUCUCCGAGCCUACGUGGACCAGUCAGAAACACUCUCCAAACUAGUGCAGCUAGGCGUCGAUCUUUGGAGGCUGGAACAGCGGCGUAAUGUGGGUUCCAUGCUGGUGAGGCUGGACUUUGAGGCAGACGUGGCUCCUCGGCUGCUCUUCCUGAACGACCUGGGGGUGCAGGACCACCAGCUAGGCCACAUCAUCACCACCAACCCCUUCAUCCUCACGGAGGACCUGGACAACCUGAAGGCCAGGGUGUCUUAUCUGAAGUCAAAGAUGUUCAGUGCAGAAUCGGUGGCCUCCAUGGUGCAGAAAGCUCCUUACUUGCUGAACUUCAGUGUGAAGAGACUGGACAAUCGCCUCGGCUUCUACCAAGAGUCCUUAGCCCUCAACCCUGCAAAGACUCGGGACCUCAUCACUCGUCUUCCCAGGCUCCUGUGUGGAAGCCUGGAGCCCGUGAAGGAGAACCUUAAGGUUUAUGAGCUCCAGUUCGGCUUCCGCAAGGGUGAAAUACAACACAUGGUCACCAAAGUCCCAAAAUUGCUGACGGCAAACAAGACAAAACUGACCAAGAUAUUUGACUACAUGCACAACACCAUGGGCAUUCCCCAGCACCUAAUUUCCAAAUUCCCUCAGGUCUUAAAUUCUUCGUUUUUACGGAUGAAAGAAAGACAUCUGUUCCUGAAAUACUUGGGAAGAGCGCAGUACAAUCCUGCUGAACCCAACUACAUUUCCCUGGAUCGUCUUGUGACUCUGCCAGAUGGCGAGUUCUGUGCCAGUGUGGCACUUGCAACAGUAGAAGAUUUUGAGUGCUUCCAAAAGACUUUGUGAUGCAUUUGGUCAUUUUUCAAAAUUCACAAAUUUUUCUUAUUUUCUGCAUUGUUGCGGGAGAAUUGAACUGCAUUACUGCAAUACUGGACAGUAUUUCAAUAAAUCACUAUUGUUUGUUACAAA